AUGAAUGAUUUCAAGAAGUUUUCCGAACCGUCUCUCCCACCACAGAAAGAAUUUUACAGUAGUUUAACGGACGAAGAUAUUACGAACGAAGAUUACGAACAUGCGCAAAAAGUAUGGAAGUCGUUCGAUAUAAAAUCCAUGCGUGAUUAUCACGAUCUUUAUCUAAAAGUGGACGUGUUUAUUAUUGGCAGAUAUCAUGGAAAGAUUCCGCGAGAUCUGUAUGGAAAAUUACGAGUUGGAUCCUGCAUGGUAUUAUACAUCGCCGGGAUUGGCAUGGGAUGCAUGUUUGAAAAUAACACGGAUCCGUCUGGAUUUAAUCUCCGAUCCGAGCAUGUUUAAUUUUAUCGAAAAGGGAAAGCGUGGUGGAAUCUGUAUGAUCAGUAAAUGAUAUGGCGUUGCAAAUAAUAAGUAUACGAAAGAUUUUGAUCCUGGAAAGGGAAGCACAUUUCUACCCUACCUGGAUGCAAACAAUCUAUACGGAUGGGCCAUGUGUGAAAAUCUUCCCUACGGAAAUUUUGAAUGGAUGAAUUUAGAUCGGUUGAAAAAAUGGGAUUGUCUUCCGGAAGGAAAAGGCUGUUAUGCCGAAGUAGAUUUAAAAUAUCCGAAAGAAUUACACGAUCUACACAAUGACUAUCCGUUGGCUCCGGAACGUCUUCGAAUAGGAAAGGUUGAUAAACUCGUUCCGAAUCUGAACGAUAAGAAAAAGUAUAUCGUUCAUCAUACGACGUUGAAAAAAUAUGUGGAAUUGGGAUUGAUCGUGACAAAAGUUCAUCGCGGUCUGAUGUUUUCAGAAAAAGCAUGGAUGGCAGAUUAUAUUCAGUUGAAUACCGAUCUUCGUAAAAGGGCCAAGUCUGAUUUUGAAAGUAGUUUUUUCAAAUUGAUGAAUAAUUCCGUAUUCGGAAAGACGAUGGAAAAUGUCCGCAAUCGUAUCAACGUGAAGCUCGUUAACAGUGAAAAGAAGUGGAACAAACUAGUGAAAAAAAGUUAUUACGUCUCAACAGACAUAUAUACCGAGCACUUGGCGCUGGUUCACAUGCGAAAGACGACCGUCCGUUUGGCAAAACCUAUUUACGUCGGUGUUGCCAUCCUGGAUAUCAGCAAGACGUUGAUGUACGACUUUCACUACAACUACAUGAAGAAAAAAUAUGGAGAGAAAGCAGAACUUCUUUUCACGGAUACGGAUUCGCUUCAUUACGAGAUAACGACCGACGACUUUUUUAAAGACAUCGCACCAGACGUUCGUCAGAAAUUUGACACGAGUAAUUUUCCAAAAUCUCAUCCGUCUGAGAUUCCGUGUGGAAUCAAUAAGAAAGUUAUCGGUAUGAUGAAAUCCGAAACGGGUGCGGAUCAGAUUAAGGAAUUUGUAGGAUUACGUCCAAAGUCUUAUUCUACACUCGGCGACGAUGGAAAAGUGACGAAAAAAUGCAAGGGUGUUAAAAAAUGUGUCGUGAAAAAAGAUUUGACGCAUCAAAAUUACAAGGAUGUUUUACUCGGAGGAAUGGAUCAGCGUGUUGGAAUGACAACCCUUCGAAGUCAUAUGCACGUGAUUUAUACCGAACGUUUAGUAAAAACAGCACUUUCGGUCAGGGAUGACAAACGGUAUAUUUUAAACGACAGGAUUCAUACAUUGGCGUUAGGUCAUAAAGAUAUUCCCGAAGUCGAUCGUACAUUAUCCAGGAUCGACUUGGAAUACAAUGGAUCCUGUGAAUUUACUUCUGACUUGGAAUUAAAAGAACCUGAAAAAGUGUCUGUCGAAGAAAAAGGGAUGGAACUUUACAUUCCCCUGUUAUCGCGGAAGCAGAGGGAGUAAUAGGUCUUGCCCGCGAUAGGAUUGUACAGAAAGCAUCGGAAGGAAACUGUUGUAUAUCCUAGUGUCUUUUUAUAAAAUCUUACGAGUAAGUCUUGGUAACAACUUAUAACAGAAUCCAAGACUAUUCUCAGAUUCCUUGCCGAUAGGAUUGUACAGAAAGCAUCGGAAGGAAACUGUUGUAUAUCCUAGUGUCUUUUUAUAAAAUCUUACGGAGUAAGUCUUGGUAACAACUUAUAACAGAAUCCAAGACUAUUCUCAGAUUCCUUGCAAGUAAGUCUUGGUAACAACUUGUAACAAAGUCAAAGACUGUUCUUAAAUUACUUGCAAGUAAGUUUUAAACAGAGUCAAGUAAAAUAAAAAGUAUUUUCUUUGUAUAUAAUAAAGAAAAAUGACAGAACCGGCAGGCGAACCAAAUUUAGAAAAAUCCGUUCGGUGACCAAACCUUUAGACCAACCGAAGAAAGUGAAAGAUCCACGUCGUGUCGAAGCGGGAAAAAAAUUAGGAAAAAACAGCAAGCAUUACAAAGAAGCAAAAAGAGCAAGGUUGGAUGAAAAAUUAAAGGAGGAAGCCCGCGAAAGUUGUAUGACCGAAGGAGGAUGGAUUUCCGUCGAAAGAUUAUGUUUGGUACUCGGAUUGGGAAUUGGAUUGGGAUCGUUGUAUCUUUCGUGGCAAAGUCGCGACGGGAGGAAUUCUGAGAAACAAGUGGAUGAAAUUGUAGAUAAUGUUUCUUCGAAGAACCCACCGGAAAACGAAAAAUCUUUUGACUUGUUUGAUUAG
This is a messenger RNA of Paramuricea clavata, 2587 nucleotides long. NCBI's taxonomy places the organism in Eukaryota, Metazoa, Cnidaria, Anthozoa, Malacalcyonacea, Plexauridae. The record is from the annotation of a GenBank genome assembly.